Messenger RNA from Mobula hypostoma (lesser devil ray), 8565 nucleotides. RefSeq names its product stabilin 2 (gene stab2). The coding region runs from base 69 to 7745 and encodes 2558 amino acids. NCBI's taxonomy places the organism in Eukaryota, Metazoa, Chordata, Chondrichthyes, Myliobatiformes, Myliobatidae. Gene Ontology annotation, molecular function: hyaluronic acid binding; calcium ion binding. Gene Ontology annotation, biological process: cell adhesion. The transcript has 67 exons. The record is from RefSeq and is a predicted model, not a curated record.
GUCCGGCUGUCGGAGACAGGUGGAGAAGCUUGACUUAAAACACGUUAUUGCAGAAUGCUUGUGUUCGUAUGUGGGUGUGGGUGUCCAUGAGAGACAGAGAGGUGACGGUAACUCAGCUGAUUACUCACAGGGAUAAGACAGUCGUCCCUUUAAUCAGAAGACUAACUCUUUACACUGUUGUAACACUUCAGCAGGGAUCAAACCGUUGUGACAAGAAGGUCCAAGUCAAGACCUUAACCCGGUGUCGCUCCUGUGUCUUAAACGCCAAGAUACGGUGUCCACAGAACUACACUCAGCUUACUACGGGGAAUGGAAUCGGGGACUGCAGGUACCACAUUUCACUCCGAACGUUCUUUUUGACUGUGCGUGGUUGUUACCAUGUCUGUGUCAAGGAGGUGCUCCAGCACCAGUGUUGUGCCGGCUUCUGGGGACCAGACUGCAUGGAGUGUCCGGGAGGAGCAACAGCCCCUUGUAGCGACAAAGGAGUUUGUUCUGACGGCAUGGGAGGGGACGGCCAGUGCAAUUGCACAGGUAGCUUUGGUGGUGUUGCCUGUGAGAAAUGUGCAAAAGACAACUCAUUUGGACCCAACUGCACUUCUGUGUGUGACUGCCUUCAUGGGGACUGCAACAGUGGAAUUAAUGGUGAUGGGACAUGUGCAUGUUACUCAGCUUACAUGGGAGAUAAGUGUGACGAGCCUAUCCCAGCUUGUCGAGCUUUGCAGUGUCCUGAAAAUAGCAGAUGCUCUGAGGAUGCAAAGACUGGAAAGUUGGCGUGUGACUGCUUACCUGGUUACGAGAAGAUGGGGAAUGGACAGUGCGAGCCAAUUAAUCCAUGUCUUCAAAAUGCCUGUGGUCCUAAUUCUGUGUGUAUCUACGUCGGCCCCAAUUCUUUCACCUGCAGAUGUCAAGAAGGUUACCAGGGCGACGGCCAGAUCUGCCUACCCAUCAACCCAUGUCAGAAAAAUUUUGGGAACUGCCCCACAAAUUCAACGGUUUGCCAAUACGAUGGCCCAGGAAAGUCUCACUGUGAGUGUCUGGAAGGUUAUGAGAACUUGGAGCCGGGAAGAGGGUGCAGUAUGUCUGACAUCUGCUUGACCAGCAACCCCUGUGAUAAGAAUGCCAACUGUAUCACCAUCAGACCAGGACAGAUUGAGUGUACCUGCAAUGAAGGUUAUACAGGUGAUGGUGAAGACUGCUAUGGUAACAUCAUGGAGCGAAUCAAUGACCUAAACACCCAACCUGGUGGACGAUGGGAGGGGCAAGUAACAACAGCCAUGUUGCUUUUUGGGACUGGUUAUUCCAAGCCCCUGACCAAUUUGGGACCCUUUACAUUAUUUCUACCAACCAGCAAGGCUUUUAAUGGAGUGAAUAUGCAAAGUCUCUUAAGGGACAAGGACAGAACAGAGUACCUCGCAAAGCUCCACAUCAUCGCUGGGCAGAUGAGUGUGGCAGACUUGAACGCCACUGAUGAAUUUUUCACUUUGACUGGGAGAUCAGGAGUGACUAUACUCAGAGAAAAGGAUAAUCAGCUAAGGCUACACAUCUAUGGAAAUAAUAAAAAGGCCCAAAUCCUUGCUGGGAAUAUCGUCGCUUCCAACGGUCUAAUACAUAUCAUCGAUAAGGUGAUGGAUGGUACUCAGCCUACAGUCAAGAGUGACAGACAGAAAACACUCUACACAAUAAUUUCAGAAAAUGCCAAGUUCAAGAAAUUUAUGGAACUGAUACAGAGAACUGACCUUGACCAACUCCUACAAAGUCGUGGACCACUUACAGUUUUUAUCCCAAACAAGAAUGCUUGGAAUAGCUUGGAAGAUGGGACAAUGACCUAUUUGCUUUCUGCAGAGGGUAGGCAGAAGCUUGAGGAGUUGAUGAGACAUCACAUCAUACCUGAAAAUGAGCUGGAAGUUUCGAGCCUUCUCUCUUCACCUAAGAUUCUGAGCUUAGCCAAUCAGCUUGUGCCAAUGAACUUAAGCAGAAAUGGUCGCAUUUUGUUAGGCGGCCAGGAUGUGGCAGUUGAAGAAGCAGACAUAUUUGGCAAGAAUGGCAGAAUCUUCAUUCUGAGUGGCCUGCUGAUUCCACCAUCGAUUUUGCCAAUCCUUCCCCGUCGAUGUGACAAUACACAGCAUAGGAUCACCUCGGGCACUUGUGUAAAUUGUGCUAAACUUCAUAACAGCACUUGUCAACCUGGAAUGACUCCAUUGGAUACUUCUAAACAAGGAUGCCUUUACGUGACUCAUAUAAUGGAUCACAGCCUGCCAACCCGUGGUUGUAGUAGAAACUGCUACAAGGUAGUUACGGUGCCAAAAUGUUGCAGUGGAUUCUAUGGUCCAGACUGCAGGGCCUGUCCUGGAGGGUUUCAAAAUAUCUGCUCUGACCAUGGACACUGCGCGGAUGGACUGGAAGGAAACGGCACCUGCAAUUGUGACAGCCAAUUCCACGGCUCUAAGUGCCACCUCUGUUCUGACCCGAACAAGUAUGGACCUAACUGUGAUCAGAACUGUCCGUGCAUACAUGGGCAAUGUGAUAACAGGGUGACCGGUGUCGGAGCCUGCAAGCUAAACUCAUGCAAGCCGGGAUAUGCUGGGAAGUUCUGCGAACGACAGACAAGUCCAUGUGGCUCCAAUGCUCAGUUCUGCCAUGCCCACGCAAACUGUGAAUACAAGGAUGGUGGCUUCAGCUGUGUUUGCAAACCAAACUAUGAAGGCGAUGGGUACUUCUGUGAAGAGCUGAACGCUUGCAGUCGACCAGACCAAGGAGGCUGUAGCUCUAAUGCGGAAUGCAUUCUGAUGGGAAAGGGAAAAUUCAGGUGCCAGUGUCUGCCUGGAUGGACUGGAGAUGGGGAGGACUGCGCUGAAAUCAAUAACUGUCUAAUAGGCCAAAGCAGGUGCCACACCAAUGCAAACUGCAUCUACUUGGGACCAGGACAGAAUAAGUGUGAGUGUAAGAAGGGCUUCCGUGGCGAUGGCCUAGAAUGUGAACCCAUAAACCUGUGUUUGGAGGACAAUGGAGGGUGCCAUUAUCUGGCAACUUGUUCAUUCGUGUCCCCAGGGAUUAGAAGUUGCAGCUGUCAGCAAGGUUAUGAAGGAGAUGGUGAGAUAUGCUUCGGAAACGCAAUAAUGACUCUAUCCUACAUCCCAGAAGCUGCAGAAUUUCUCAAGUGGGUCAAUAAUGCUUCUCAGAACCGUCUCCUUUCCGAAGCUGCAAAUGUCACCCUGCUAGUGCCCUCUCAGAAAGCCAUCAGUGGUAUGAAUAAUGACAACAGAAUAUUUUGGCUCAGGGACGAACAGCUUCCCAACCUGGUGAAGUAUCAUGUGCUAAAUGGAGUAUACAGUCUUGCGGAUCUUCUGAACCUUUCAUCUAAGUCACUGCCCACAAUCCUGCCGGGCAGCUUCUUAUCCCUUGUCAACCGGGAUGAGAAAGCCACGAUAGGAGGUGCAAACCUGCUCAAUCCUGAUAUCGCAUUAACAAAUGGGAUUAUGCACGUUAUUGAUAAGGUUCUAAUACCUGAACAAGAAAUGAGUGAUGCAUCAGUCAGCCUGCUGUCAAGACUGGAGCAGAUGCCUGAUUAUUCUCGCUUCAAAGAGUUGAUAAAGAACUUGAUGACACAGAUUGAGAGUGCGAGCACCUACACUGUCUACCCACCAAACAACGAGGCUAUUGAGAAGUAUCUCAAGGAGAAAGGCGUUGAUACUCUGGAUGAAGAUUUACUCAAAUACCACGUCAUUCUGGCUCAGAAACUGACGCAGAGUGAUAUGCACAACGGGAUGCACCGAGAGACUAUGCUCGGAUUUUCAUUUCAAGUUGGUUUCUUUCGAAGAAAUGGCCAGCUCUUUGUGAAUGACGCACCAGUCAACUUUACUAAUGUGGAAACAGACAAAGGAAUGAUCCACGGACUGACAAAAGUUCUAGAGAUCCAGAAAAAUCGAUGUGAUACCAAUGAAACCACUGUGUUACCGGGCAGGUGCAUUAAUUGUCAGCAAAAAUCAAACUGUCCUGCUGGGUUAACCCCUAUGACCGGGAAAAGGAAGAGCUGUAUCCUUGUAACAUAUCUACAAGGGAAGAGAUUACUCUACCUUGGAUGUGUAUCAACCUGUGUGAAAACUGUGAUUACCCGAGACUGCUGCUCCGGCUACUUUGGGAAGCAAUGCCAAGCAUGUCCGGGGAAGAUUGGAAACUGGUGCCUUGGGAACGGAUUUUGCCAGGACGGUGUCAACGGCACAGGGAUCUGCAAGUGUCAGGAGGGUUUUACAGGUACAGCCUGUGAGACCUGUGUUAAAGGCAUGUACGGAAUACACUGUGAUCAAGAGUGCAAAUGUGUUCACGGUAAAUGCAGCGAAGGAAUCAAUGGAGACGGUAGCUGUGAAUGUGAACCUGGAUGGAGAGGAGUCCACUGUGAAACAGUGAUUACCGACGACCUGUGCAACAACACGUGUUAUUCAAGUGCCAAUUGCCUGACUGCGUCUGGCUCCUCAUACUGCAAAUGCGCGGUUGGCUUCAAAGGCAACGGCACAUUCUGUGAAGCUGUGGACGCCUGUGAAGCAGACAAUGGAGGCUGCUCAAAAAAUGCAGACUGCAAGAAGACCGUCCCAGGACAAAGACAGUGCAUCUGCCAGGCAGGAUACACUGGUGAUGGACUCGUUUGUAUUGAAAUCAACCCUUGCCUGGAAGGUAAUGGAGGAUGUCAUGCCAAUGCUGAAUGCACGCAAACUGGGCCAAACCAGGCAGUGUGCAAUUGUUUACUUAACUACGAAGGUGAUGGGAAGACAUGCAAACCAAUUAAUCCUUGCUGGGUGGACAAUGGAGGUUGCAGUGCAUUUGCCAAAUGUAAUCACACGGGACCAAACGAGCGAUCAUGUAGUUGUUUCACAACUUAUGUUGGCGAUGGAAUAACAUGCAAAGGAACCAUAUACAAGGAGAUGUUCUGGAAUACCGCCUCAUCCCAAUUUGUUUACCACCUCCAGAUGCAUGGUGUGACCGAACUCGGAAGCCAAGGACCCUUUACUGUCUUCAUCCCCAGCAAUGAUGCUUUCAAAAACGAGACCCGGAUAUCGGAAUGGACAUCUAAAGGACAAAUGGCCCAGAUUCUCCGUUACCACAUUGUGGCCUGUAACCAGCUGCUGUACAACCGGCUGAUCAGUCUGAAGAGCAUCAUCUCCCUUCAAGGAGAAACCAUCCAGCUGUCCAAUAACAAUAACGUCUUGAUACUAAACAAGAAAACCAAACUCUUACAGAGUGACAUUAUCAAUGCCAAUGGAGUGGUUCACUUUAUCGACAGGAUACUUGUUCCUCAAAAUAUGAUUGUUCUUCCUAAGGAUACUCAAGGCUCCAGCCAACUCAACUUGACAACAUUGGCAGACGAGAAUGGAUACUCCAUCUUUGUUAAUCUCUUACAGGACACCAACGUACUGAACAUGAUUAAUGAUCCAAAUCAUAAACCGGUCACCCUGUUCCUACCAACAGACACAGCCAUGAAGUCUCUAUCUAAAGCACGACAGAAUUUCCUGUAUAAUAAGGAUAAUAGAAAUGCGCUGAUAGAUUACCUUAAGUUUCAUAUUAUCAGAGAUGCAAAGAUUUUGGCAGCCUAUCUGCCUCAGAGUACCCCACUGAAGACACUGCAAGGGUCCGACAUCCAAGUGACCUGCGGGCGGCGAAGGAACAAGGGUGAUUUGUAUCUGAACAGGAGACGGUGCAAGAUUGUACAGAGGCACUUGGAGUUCAAUGAUGGCAUCGCUUACGGCAUCAACUGUUUACUGACUCCUGCCAGCAUCGGCGGUCGAUGUGAUGACUUUAUCUUUCAUGAUAUUAUGGGAAGAUGUGGCAGCUGCAGAAUCACACCUCCCUGCCCUUCAUCAAGCAAACCCAAGGGGGAGAAGGUGAAAUGCACGUACCGCAACACUUUCCAUGAGGACCUCGAAGGCUGCCAGCAACCGUGCACCCUCGUAAUCCAGAAACCUAAAUGCUGCAGCAACUACUUUGGAAAAAAUUGUAAAGCUUGCCCAGGCGGUGCUGAGAAUCCAUGCAAUUCCCACGGGGUGUGUGACGACCAGCUCACAGGUUCAGGAAACUGCACGUGCAAGCCUGGAUUUAAGGGGUCUGCUUGUGAGCUCUGCUUGCCUGGGCGAUGGGGACCAGAGUGUACCGACUGUGAGUGCACUGAAAAUGGAAAAUGUGAGGAGGGUAUUGAGGGCCAAGGAACUUGCUUCUGCGAUGAAGGUUGGACAGGCGUCCGCUGUGAAACACAACUCAAUGUGAAACCGCAGUGUUCCCCUCCUUGUUCUGCUGAUGCGGUCUGCAAGGAAAACAAUACCUGCGAAUGCAAACUCUACUAUGAAGGUGACGGACGCACCUGCACAGUCGUUAAUCAGUGCAGGCAGGAUAACGGAGGCUGUUCGGAAUUUGCCAAAUGCUCCCAAACUGGCGUAAAUGUCACCUGCAAAUGUCAAAGAGACUACUCUGGCGAUGGCUACGUGUGCGACCCAAUAGAUCUGUGUGCGGAUGGGUACAACGGAGGCUGCCAUGAACAUGCAGUCUGUACAGUGACAGGCGCGAACAGACGCAAGUGUGCAUGCAAAGAUAACUACAUUGGGGAUGGAACCAACUGCACAGUCAAAGAGGUUCUCGUUAAUCGAUGUCUCCAAGACAAUGGAAAAUGUCACGCAAACGCCAAAUGCACAGACCUUCAUUUUGAGGACAAAAAAGUGGGCGUUUUCCAUCUACGAUCUACAAAGGGACAAUACAAGCUUAACUAUACUCAAGCACGUGAACUAUGCAGUGGACAUGAAGCCGUGUUGGCUACUUACAACCAGCUAUCCUACGCUCAACAGGCGGGAUACCACAUGUGUGCAGCAGGUUGGCUGAAUGGACAGAGGGUAUCUUAUCCAACCAGUUACUCCAAUCCGAAAUGCGGUGAGGGUCACGUGGGCAUUGUGGACUAUGGCCCCCGGGUUAACACCAGUGAAAAAUGGGAUGUCUUCUGCUACAGAAUGAAGGAUGUUGAGUGUACCUGUAAGGAGGAUUACGUGGGCGAUGGAUAUUCGUGUAACGGAAACAUGUUACAAGUUCUAACCAGCGUUGACAAGUUCUCCUCCUUCCUGACACAAAUUCUCAAUUACGCAAACACCACGUUGAAUGGUAGACAGUUUGUGGAAGUUCUCACUGAUCGAUCUGUCAAAGGCACCCUGUUUGUUCCGGUCAACUCUGGAUUCUAUAGAAAUACGACCCUGUCCGGUCGGGACAUUGAGUAUCACUUCACUGCUCACAGCAGCUACGUAUACCACAAAAUGCAAAAUGGAACCGUCCUCCUGAGUAAGAUCGGUCAGUCUCUGCUCAUAACAGACACAGAAAGUAGUCUCCCUCCGAUCCCUGAGUUCACUCAGCAAGGCAGAAAGCAAGUCAACGACAGACCAAUUGUUGCCUGGGACAUAGUUGCCUUAAAUGGUGUCAUGCAUGCUAUCAACAAGCCUUUACAGGCACCUCCUGAACCUGUUAAACCUACUGCUGUGCACGUUGGAGUUGGCUUAGGAGUAUUCUUUUCCUGUCUGCUGGUAAUAAUUAGUUCGACAGUUGCUGCAUAUUGUUACUACAAUCACAGACAAGGACCUUUCAGCUUCCAGUACUUCAAGUCUGAAGAUGAAGAAGGUGUAUCAGCAUUUGAUGACGAGACUCCUUCCAGGUUCAAUAACCCAAUGUACAGCCAGUUCACAUCUGCAGAUGAUGGUGAAGAUCCCUUCUCUGAUGAACAUUGAUGUCAACGGAUAUCAGUCUUCAACAAUAGAAGCAUCUACAUCGAUAUGCGUGGGCCUCACUACCAAAAACUCUGAACAAUAAUCAUUUGGUAGCCAUCAUAAGUUACCUUGACAACAACGUUUAUGGCCUUGUCACCAGUGAACUUUGGAACCAAAGGCAGAUUAGGAGACAGAGAACAUUGUUAAUUGAUCAAGGAGAAGGGAUUGAUGAAAAUUAAUUCUAUGUUUAAAGUAUCUUCCAGUAUCCUCUCAAAUAAAAUCAACUCAUUUGCCUAGAGCAAUGACUAAGGUUAUGAAAUGUAGCUGAGGGACCUCAAAGUGAAAAAGAAGUGCUUAAAAUCUGGUGUAUGCAAGAAAAUUUUAGGAACUAAUGUCUAAAAAAAUUGGGCUGCAUUUUUAUUUGAAUUAAAAAGCCUUGGUUGAAUUAGAAAUUGGGCUCUUCUACUUGUUUCUCAUUCAGAAACACAAGUUUGAACUACCUUUGUCUGGGCACUGUAAUUGCUAAAGUGGUACAGAUGUGUGUGUGCAUCUGCGGUCACAUCUGGCUGGCAGGUCUUCUGCUGCAGAUGUUGGGCAGGGUGCACAAAGCCCACACCACGCCGAUACCAAUGUUGCCCGAAAUAAUCCUGCCCUUGCACUGCUGACUGUUUUUGAUUCCUGGAAGCAUACCCCUCCCUAGCAGAAUCCCAGGAAGAGAUUGUGAGCCAGCUGGAGAUUGAUUGUGGAUUACUGGUUGUUGCAACAGCCAUCUGGAUUACGGCAGCUGGUUCUGGACUGCCUGGGUAUUACUGGUUGUUGCAAAGAUCCUACCAGGAUUUCU